GGCAACAAAAUUAUGGGUUAUCGGGUCGGGUCGGUAUAGUCUUCCCUAGGCUCCUUCGUCAUCAUCGGAAUGGAAAGACGAAAUGCCGGGAAGCUCUUCUUCCUCUGUUCCUUACGUCUGUCAGAGAGAAAGCAAGAGAAUGGCGACGGCUCCAAGCAUCACCUCCCCUUCUCUUCACAAAUUCGUGCCCAGAAUUUCCACUGAAUCAAUGGGUUUUCUCUCUCAUGCGCCCCAAAGCUUCAGAGCUUCGCCACUUUCCAAGAACCUCCCCCAUCUUUCCAUUUCAAGAAAGCCUCUGAGAAAACCAUUUCACGUAAGCGCAGUGGCGGCUCCAACAGCGUCCGUUGCUGGGUUUGAUGAGAUGGUGUUGGGAACUCAGCGGAAGUACUACCUUCUCGGUGGCAAAGGUGGAGUGGGAAAGACAAGCUGUGCUGCAUCUCUUGCUGUUAAGUUUGCAAACAACGGUCACCCAACUCUGGUUGUUUCGACCGACCCUGCUCACUCCUUGAGCGACUCCUUUGCCCAGGAUUUAACUGGGGGAACGCUUGUACAAGUUGAAGGGCCCGACUAUCCGCUCUUUGCUCUCGAGAUAAACCCUGAAAAAGCCAGGGAAGAGUUUCGCACUUAUAGUCAGAAAAAUGGGGGAACUGGUGUCAAAGAUAUCAUGGAUGGUAUGGGUCUUGGAGUGCUUGUGGAUCAGUUGGGGGAGCUUAAACUCGGAGAGCUACUCGACACUCCGCCUCCUGGACUCGAUGAAGCAAUUGCAAUCUCUAAGGUGAUACAAUUUCUUGAAUCGCAAGAGUACAGCAUGUUUACUCGGAUUAUAUUUGAUACUGCUCCAACAGGACACACUUUGCGGCUUUUGUCCCUGCCCGACUUUUUGGAUGCAUCUAUAGGCAAAAUACUGAAGCUUAAGCAAAAGAUAAAUUCGGCGACCUCUGCUAUUAAGUCGGUAUUUGGGCAAGAAGAAAACAAGCAACAGGAUGCUGCUGACAAGUUGGAGCAACUGAGGGAGAGAAUGGUGAAAGUGCGUGAACUUUUUCGCGAUACAGACUCAACAGAAUUCGUAAUAGUGACGAUUCCAACGGUGAUGGCAGUUAGCGAAUCCUCAAGGUUACAUGCAUCAUUGAAGAAGGAAAGUGUUCCUGUGAAGAGGCUGAUUGUUAAUCAGAUUCUUCCGCCAUCUGUUUCAGACUGCAAGUUUUGUGCAAUGAAAAGAAAGGAUCAGGCGCGUGCUCUUGAGAUGAUACAAAAUGAUCCCGAGCUCACUGGCUUGAAUCUCAUUGAAGCACCACUAGUUGAUGUAGAGAUCAGAGGCGUCCCAGCCCUUAAGUUUAUGGGAGAUAUCGUUUGGAAAUAAACAUACAUCAGGGUACAAAAAAAGGUUCUUUGCAGUGUAACAUCAGGCAAAGUGGAAUUCAUUACGAGGGUAACAAAUGGCACGGCUAUACGGCUUACACAGGACUUGGAAAGCAUGAUACAGGAAUUUACAAGAUCUGAUAUUUAGGCUAUGGGAUAUGCAGUGCAUUGGAAGAAUGAAAUAGUUGCGACUUUCGCAUUGAAUUCCUCCGAAAAUGACAGGAGAAUGUUUUGUGUUAUUGUUCUUUAACCUUGCACCCCUCAUAACUUCAUGUGAUUUUGUGUAAAUUCUCACUGUUUAGCAGCAAGUUCUGCAUUUAUAAAGCUUCCUUUUCUCUUAA
This is a messenger RNA of Punica granatum (pomegranate), 1700 nucleotides long. Lineage: Eukaryota; Viridiplantae; Streptophyta; Magnoliopsida; Myrtales; Lythraceae. The record is from RefSeq and is a predicted model, not a curated record.